Saccoglossus kowalevskii is the source of this 2304-nucleotide messenger RNA. RefSeq lists its product as uncharacterized. The record is from RefSeq and is a predicted model, not a curated record. NCBI's taxonomy places the organism in Eukaryota, Metazoa, Hemichordata, Enteropneusta, Harrimaniidae.
AUGGAAGAAUGUUCACAAACCGAUAUUAGCGACAACUUUGACCGCAAUGUGAAAACUGAUAACAUGGAAAAUGAGAGUCUGGUGAAAGUGAGCCCUCUGGAGGAUGAUUUGAGAAGUGGCAAUUGUAAGCUAAAUGUUCCUGGUUUUGUGGAUGUUGGUGAAGCUAUGGUUGCAGUGAAUGACUGCGCUACACCAGAUGAAGUACAUGAGUUUGUAAAUGGCCAUGAUUACAUACUAGUGGAUGAUAUGUCCAUGUAUCACCUUUAUGUGUGUGAAUCUGAGGUUGUUAUUGAUCAUACAGAAACCAUUGACAACACUGAUGUAGACCCUCAACAUAUUGAAACUGGAGGUUGCCAGUCAACUGAAGACGAGAUAUCUGCAGUCACAAGUGUCUUACUGGAUCUGUCAUCUAAAACUGAAAAUGGACUGAAUGAGACAAAAAUUGAAACAACCAUGCUGAGUAGUCAGACUACACAACAUGGUGCAAGUUUGAAUUAUGAUGAACAGGUGUCACCAAAGCUAAAAAACAUAAACAUAAUUGAUACAGAAUUAUCAAAAGAUGUUGAGGAAGAUCCAACAAUGGAGACUGUUGAUGCUAAAGUUGUGGUUAUUCCACAAUUUUCAAUUUACCCGGAAACUACUAACAGUGCGCAAGAUAAAUGCAACACUGAUGCAAAUUCUGUGAAAAGUGUAUCAGAUGCACAAAAUACAUCUGAAAGGAUGGAUAAUUCAAGGCGGAGAAAGAGAGGUAGAAGGAAACGAACAAUUAAAAACAAUCGUUGCGACGUCCAGUGCAAUACUAAUGUGAAUGUUAGUGGAGAAGACAAGACUACAGAAACACUGCAGCCACCUGGCAAUGAGACUCGAUGUCUAAAAACAAGUACUAAAAGUAGUGAUCAUGUUGACCCUGUGCUUUCAAUGUCAACCACCGUUCCUGAUAGCUCUAAGGUCAUUAAUAAUGAUGAUUCAAUUCUAUCUUCAUCUGAACUGAAAAAAAAGGAAAUUAAGUUGUCAUCAGUACGGCGAAAGAGAAAACCUACAAAGGGAAAGCCAUUGAAAAUCAAAUUAUCUUCACCUGGCCAUGUUAUGAAACAUAAAAUAAAGAACCAGUUUAAAAAUUUACUGAAUGGUUCAACAAAGAAAGAUGAACAUGAUCUCCAUGAUGAAAGUCACAAAACUGAUGAGGAAACUUUAUGUGACGAAAAAAUGACACGAUGUAAAGUUUGUCUCAAAUUAUUUGAGAAACAGUAUUGUGAAGACACUCAUGAGGGUAAAUGUGCUCGGCCUAACUUUCGAUGCAGAAAGUGUGAUAAAAUUCUACUGACUGAACAAAUGCUGGAAAGACAUGUUCUUAGCUGUGGUCAGGGAAUUCCUGACAAAGUAAAGGAAAUUGGUAAUUUUACUUGUAGACUUUGUAAUUUCACUGCCUCAGAUAGUGAAGCUUUUAGCCUUCACCAGAAUAGUCAUUUCAUGGAGCGCUGUGAGAGGAUCAGCAAAAAAAUCUAUACUUGUGAUAAGUGUAGUUAUACAUGUACUGUUGAGAAGGCACUGGUUGCACAUAAGAAAAGUGAUUUGUGUGAAAAUACAGAUACCAUGUUAAGUUGUAAAAUCUGUGGAAAAGAUUUCAAAAAUACUGAGGCAUUGUCAAUGCACAUGCUUACACAUAAGGUAGAGAAUGGCGGUUACAUGUGUGACAUAUGUGGUGCUGAGUUCUUCACUACACAGAAAGUCAUACAACAUAGAAGAACUCAUACCAAUGAGAAACCAUUUAAAUGUGAAUACUGCAAAUAUAAUUGCAAUAGAAGCGACAACUUAAGACUGCAUAUCAAGCGCAUACAUAAAAUAGAUCCUGUGAAAAAAGUAAAAUCUCUGAUUGUUAGUAUUCCUUUGGAACAUACUAAAAUUAGUAAAUGCAAUAAGAAAAGAAACAAUACAGAAGAGAAGAGCACAUUGAAUGUAGCCAGUGACAUUCCUAUGUCUUCAAGCAAGUCUGCUAUUUAUGAUGUCUAUUCUGGAUCGGGUGUUCCCAAAAUAGCAUUAUCAAGACAUUUAAGUUGUAAGUUGUGUAGAAUAGAGUUUCCAACAAAGGCAGCAAAACUUGAUCAUGUCAAACUACACAAAGAUGGCAAGCUGUACAAAUGUGAAUUGUGUCAUUUUCGAUCUGUGUCCGUAAGCAAGUUAGUGGAUCACAUACGAUGUCAUACUGGUGAAAAACCAUUUUGUUGUAGCUACUGUAGCUACCGAUGUGCUAAAAAAGAUAAUUUACAUAUACACAUGAAAUUGAGGCACUCUGGUAAAUUCUAG